Molecule: messenger RNA, 796 nt
Organism: Aspergillus ruber CBS 135680
Lineage: Eukaryota; Fungi; Ascomycota; Eurotiomycetes; Eurotiales; Aspergillaceae
Product: GFA family protein
Exons: 4
Coding region: 109-519 (136 amino acids)
Molecular function (GO): carbon-sulfur lyase activity
Source: RefSeq, a predicted model, not a curated record
ACCCCACCAGCAUCGCUACUUAUAAAUGACCUGGUCAUUUCCGUCAUUACUCCUCCCUGUACACAUCAACGAAAACCAAUCCAACUCUGAGCGAACAAGACCGAUAAGAUGCCUCUAACAGGAUCCUGCAUGUGCGGUUCUACCGGCUAUGCUGCUGACUCGGAACCUCUCGUCACGGCUCUCUGCCACUGCGCCGAUUGCCAGAAGUGGACCGGCGGUCCCUGCACCUCCAAUGUCGUCGUACCGCGCGACUCUUUCAGUAUCACAAAGGGGAGCCCCAAACACUGCGAUGUAACCGGCAAGUCCGGCAAAAACAACCGCCACUUCUUCUGCCCCGAGUGCGGAUCAAGUCUCUACACCGAGGUUGAGAUCAUGGCCGACAAGACUAUCAUCAAGGCUGGGACGUUGGAUAAUGGGGAGACUGGUCUUCGCGGCCAUGUUGACGUUGAGUUCUAUGUUAAGGAUCGGGUGGGUUUUGUGCCUGCUAUUGAGGGGGCCAAGCAGGAGGCAACUAUGUAGCAGUUAUGCUACACUGAUCAGUCAGAAAUAGAUGCUACCAAGGUCCCCGGUCAAUUUAGCUAGCUUAGCUACUAUAAAAUCAGUAUCUCUUCCAAACCUCUAUCCUCCAAAACACAGAUCUAUCGAACCAUUAAAAGAGCACGAGAUGGCGGUGGGGAAUCACUUUCGGGCAUUCGUAUUACCCCGCAACCAUGCAAGAUACACUGCACUGCUAUAAAUGAUAGAUAACCUAGCUGCUUCUCUUUCACACUACAAAUAACCCGGAAGCAAAAUAACG